ACGGUGCGCGCGCGCUCCCCGGUGUCCCCGCCCGCUCCUCGUGCGCCUGCGCACCUGCGGGUUCGGCUGCCUGGCGCUGCAAGGCCGCCGACGCCCCGACCGUGAGGCCCACGCCGCCAAGACUGCGGGGAGAGGAAAGCUCUGAGUAAAGUUGUCGGUCUGAGUCCUGCACGUUGGGGGUGUUCCUGGUCCCCCACCCAUCCGCUCGGAGGUGCAUAUGUGGGCGCGGGGAGCAAGGAGCAAGGGCCAGAUGGUACGGGAUCCCAGUGGGCACUGAGCCAGGGCUGUGAUUGGCCUGAGCUGGACAAUGCCACUGUGAGGUCGGCCCACUCUUGCUGUGAAAUGGAGGCUCCUGAGCCCUGGGGGUCAGUGGAGCUGCCGUCCAGACACAGAUCAUGAGUGGCGGCUAUGAUCUCAACCUCUUCACCAGCCCUCCCGACUGCAACUUCCUGUGCUCCGUGUGCCAUGGGGUUCUCAAGAGGCCAGUGAGGUUGCCAUGCAGCCAUAUCUUCUGCAAGAAAUGCAUCCUCCGGUGGCUAGCCAGACAGAAGACCUGUCCGUGCUGCAGGAAAGAGGUGAAACGGAAAAAGAUGGUCCAUGUAAAUAAACUCCGGAGGACCAUUGGCCGCCUGGAAGUCAAGUGCAAGAACGCGGAAGCUGGCUGCUUGGCGACGUGCCCCCUGGCCCAUCGAAGGGGGCACCAGGACUCCUGCCCUUUCGAGCUGCAGGCCUGCCCCAACGAGGGCUGCACGGCACGGGUGCCACGUGGGGCCCUGGCUGAACACCGGCAGCACUGUCAAAGUGGGACACAGCAGCGGUGCCCACUGGGCUGUGGGGCCACCCUGGGCCCCGUGGAGCGCGCACGCCAUAACUGCUACCGCGAGUUGCGCGACGCCUGGAGCAAGCGUCAGGAGCGUAGCCGGACCCUGGUGCUGGGCCUGCUGCGGCGCAUGCGCAAAGUGCACCGCACCACCAAUCUCAUCCGCAGGCAGCUGGCUCAGCUCGGAGACUUCCUGGAGGAGGACGACGCGCUUCUCGUGGGCGCCCCGCAAGGGGAGGCCGAGGCCACCCCAGAAGGCAGCCUUGGGGUGGAGGUUGGGGGGCCCAGGGCCAAGGUACCUUGUAAAUAGAGGAGUAAAUAAACGCAGAGCCCAGG
Molecule: messenger RNA, 1156 nt
Organism: Ailuropoda melanoleuca (giant panda)
Lineage: Eukaryota; Metazoa; Chordata; Mammalia; Carnivora; Ursidae
Gene: RNF151
Product: ring finger protein 151
Biological process (GO): regulation of canonical NF-kappaB signal transduction; protein ubiquitination
Cellular component (GO): plasma membrane signaling receptor complex
Molecular function (GO): ubiquitin-protein transferase activity; zinc ion binding
Source: RefSeq, a predicted model, not a curated record